AGGGGGAGGCACAGUGCGCCAGUUAGCACUGCUGUUUAGAGAGAGAGAGAGAGGUAGAGAGAGAGAGAGAGAGAGAGAGGUAGAGAGAGAGAGAGAGAGAGGUAGAGAGAGCAGCCUGCCUGAUCGUCACAUUUCUUGCAGAGAUAACAUUACAGAGAAUGUCCAUGCUUCUUUAAGGAGACUCAGCGCUGUUCAAGUGGUUCAGAAAUACCUAGACUAAAAGGCAAAUAAGUAGCUCUUUGACACACCAUAUUGGACAUACAUAAAUGGAUGGACAAAGAGAUAUUGCAUUCAGAAUUCACUUGUCAACCAGUGAGACGCAUCAGUGGAUAUAAUGGGCAACACAACACAUAAACCUUUAGAAGAUGUGACUCUACAGCCCGACCCUGUGGUGAGCAGGCAGUUCUUCACUCUGCACGGUGGCAACGGUGGGGGAGGAGGUGGCGGGGGUUCGGUGGUAGAGAGGCGGACGUCGGCCCCCCCAGUGAUCCUCAGUCUGGAGUCACCCAGGUUCCACCCUCAGGCCAAGGGGAAGAACAUCAGGCUGGACGGUCAGCUGAGACGAGCUACCAGGAAGAACAGCUUCUGCAACGGAAUCACCUUUAGCCAACGACCUGUUAGACUCUAUCAGAAGGUUCGUCUGCGUCUGUCUGGUGUACACAACGGCUGGAGUGGUGCUCUGCGGUUCGGUUUCACCAGUCUGGACCCGAGCGAGCUCAACUCCUCCAACAUCCCCAAGUAUGCCUGUCCGGACCUGGUGACGCGGCCGGGUUACUGGGCCAAAGCCCUGCCGGAACGCCUGGCGAUCCGCAACAACGUCCUGUCCUUCUGGGCCGACAGACACGGCCGUGUGUUCUACAGUAUCAACGAGGAGGAACCCAUCCUCUUCCACUGUGGUCUGAGUAUAGGAUGUCCGCUCUGGGCCAUCAUAGACAUCUAUGGCCUCAUCCAGGAGGUUACACUGCUAGAGAGCAAGUUUGCAGAGAGUGUCGGGUCCAGUUGUCUGUCUGCGGCCCGUCUCAGUGCCUACCUCCCUCAGAGCAGCCACGACUCCGCAAACUACAACAACAACCAGCUAGAGAACAACCAGGCCGCCGAGAAGAUGGCCACGUUACAGCUCAACAACAAAGCCACUGCGAAGAUGGCCACUGCGAAUUACAGCUCAAAUUCUCUCAACAACUACAGCCAGAUGAUCCCCUGUUGUACCACAUCUUCCUCCUCCAUAACAUCAUCAUCAUCCGUCCCAUUCUCCACCCCCCGGUUGGUCCGAGCUGGGCUCCCCUCGCCGCUCGACACCGACCUCCACUUCCAUCCAGUCCGUGGCCCGGACGUCAUCCUGUCAGCUGACCGCUCUGCAGCGUGUAUCCACUUCCUUGAGUCUUCGAGGACUCUGGUGUUCUCAGAUCGCCCCCUAAGGGUCAGGGAGACGCUCUACGUCGAGGUCGGUCAUCUCGGCCUGCCCUACUUCGGGGCGCUCCUUUUCGGACUGACCUCCUGCGAUCCGGGGUCCCUCCAUGCUGGGGAACUUCCUGCCGACCCAGAGGUGCUGCUGGACAGGAAGGAGUACUGGGUGGUGUACCGCGGCUUCCCCAUGCCCUGCUCCGGGGACGUUCUGUCCUUCAGCCUGACACCCAGCGGUGAGGUGCAUCAUGGGGUCAACGGGGCGGCCAGAAGGAGGCUGCUGUGUGUCGAUUCAUCACAGAAACUCUGGGCCUUCUUUACCCUGCAUGGAGCGGUCAACAGACUCAGGAUACUGGGCACGCUCCAGUCCAGCCCUUCCUUCCUUUCCUCCCAGACCAGUAGUAGCAGUAGUAGUCCAGACGACAGUGAUUCUGACCUGGCCUUCAGCGUCAACAGAUCCUCCUCCGAGUCCUCCCUGGUGACGGCCCCCAGCUCCCCUCUCAGCCACCCUGUCUCCCCCACGCUGUCUCCCCCACCCUGUCUCCCCCACGCUGUCUCCCCACCCUGUCUGCCCCAGAGCUGCCUUCUGGUGGUAAGAACGGGGAGUGCACCGUCUGUUUCGACCAGGAAGUGGACACAGUCAUCUACACCUGCGGUCACAUGUGUCUGUGUAACAACUGUGGGCUAAAGCUGAAGAGACAAGUGAAUGCCUGCUGUCCUAUCUGCCGCAGGCCCAUAAAAGAUGUCAUCAAGACAUACAGACCAUGAGAGGACUGGGACAUUACUGGGACAUUACUGGGACAUUACUGCCGCAGGCCCAUUAAAGACGUCCCAUUAAAGACAUCAUCAAGACAUACAGACCAUGAUGUCUGGGACAUUACUGCAGCAGGCCUAUUAAAGACAUCAUCAAGACAUACAGACCAUGAUGUCUGGGAUAUUACUGCCGCAGAAAUUGUCUAGAGCAGGGAUAUUCAACUCUGACCCUACGAGAUCUGGAGUACUGCUGGUUUCCUGUUCUACGUGAUAAUUCAUUUCACACCUGUCGUCUCAGGUCUAUAUCAGUCCUUGAUUAGAGGGGAAUAUUUUUUUUUUAAGCAGUAGAACUUGCUUUGAGGUCCAGAUGUAUAUUUGAAGGCUAUAGAGACAGACUGGACACCAAUUCAUCAGGCUCAUCAAGGUCAUCAUUAAGCCUGACCAUCCAUCAGAGGACAAACUACUGGGACAGGGCUCUGUCUGCACCCCAGAGACGUCUCUUACCAAACUGGACACUCUACACUACGGCAGGUCCAUCACGGACCUCCCACAUCAA
Molecule: messenger RNA, 2710 nt
Organism: Oncorhynchus tshawytscha (Chinook salmon)
Lineage: Eukaryota; Metazoa; Chordata; Actinopteri; Salmoniformes; Salmonidae
Gene: neurl1b
Product: neuralized E3 ubiquitin protein ligase 1B
Exons: 7
Coding region: 335-2089 (584 amino acids)
Biological process (GO): ubiquitin-dependent endocytosis
Cellular component (GO): early endosome
Molecular function (GO): ubiquitin protein ligase activity
Source: RefSeq, a predicted model, not a curated record